AUGGCAGACCCCGUCGAGUACCCGUACUACACCCAGGCCAUCGUCCUUACCUUCCUAUCCGGCCUCUCCGUAAUUGUGCAAAUUCCACCCGCGCUCUGGCACUUCCGGCACCGCAACCUCGCGGCAACGACUCUAGUCUGCUGGCUCAUAAUCCAGAACCUCAUGAUCUUCAUCAACUCGCUCAUCUGGCCCACCGACGACCUGGAAAACUGGUGGAGAGGUGCCGGCUUCUGCGACGUCCAAGUGCACAUCCUGAUCUUCACCUUCGUGAGCUGCGCUGGCUGCGUCCUCUGCAUCAUGCAAGGCCUCGCCCGGGUCCUGGACACUGACGACGUCAUCGUGGCGCCCUCGCGGGCUCGCCGCAUGCGCCGCGCUGCCGUCGACGUGUUUUGGUGUUUUGGCCUCCCCACCGUCAUGACGGGCGUCUACUACGUGGUGCAGAACAUCCGCUACUACGUCUAUGGCAUCGUCGGGUGCGUCGCGUCCUUCGACAGCAGCUGGCUCGGGGUUCUCCUCAUGCCCACGCCACCCCUCAUAAUCGGCUUGACCGCAGCCCUCUACGCCACACUAAUCCUCUACCGCACGUUCCGCUACCGCAAAGAGUUCUCGCGCAUGCUCGCCGCCUCGAACACGACGCCCUCGCGCUUCCUCCGCCUCUUCAUCAUCUGCGCCUUCUUCAUGGCCGGCAUCCUCCCCUACCAGGCUUACAUGCUGUACGUCAACAUGACGGGCCGCGACUUUGGGUCCUACAGCUGGACGCGCGUGCACGGCCCCGACUGGAACGUCACGCUGCUGGUGGCCAGCGACGGCGUCGUGCUCGCCGAAUACUGGAUCACGGUCGCGCUGGGGUACGCGCUGUUUGCGUUUUUCGGGCUCGGCGACGACGCCAUGGCCAUGUAUCGUGCG
Molecule: messenger RNA, 906 nt
Organism: Aplosporella prunicola CBS 121167
Lineage: Eukaryota; Fungi; Ascomycota; Dothideomycetes; Botryosphaeriales; Aplosporellaceae
Exons: 2
Biological process (GO): G protein-coupled receptor signaling pathway
Cellular component (GO): membrane
Molecular function (GO): mating-type factor pheromone receptor activity
Source: RefSeq, a predicted model, not a curated record